This is a messenger RNA of Prorocentrum cordatum, 950 nucleotides long. NCBI's taxonomy places the organism in Eukaryota, Dinophyceae, Prorocentrales, Prorocentraceae. The record is from the annotation of a GenBank genome assembly.
CAGGACAAGACUCCGACCUCGGGCGGGGCCACAUCCAGCUUCAAACGAGCUGCCUCGGUGCGGAGGAGGUCCACGCUGGCCCUCGGCGCCCUGCAGCCCAGCCCGACCGCGGCGCCAUCCUCCGCGGAGGAGCGCGUGCCAGUACCAAGCAGCUGGAUAGCUCCAGAGGAUACUGGCGGCGGCUACGAGCGGUCGGAGCUGGGGAACGAGAUCACUGCAGAGGUGCGACGCUGGCUGAUCGGCGACACCUCGGGCCCACAGUGCUCCCAGGUGGUGCUGGAUCGGGCAUUGACCGUGCUCUCGAACUUCAAGUUGGCCAGCGGUUGCCAGCUGGAGGUUCUUGGCGGUCCUCUGGGCGCCAUCAUCGGCGGCUACAGCGACGCGGACUGGUUGCACGCCGAGGUGUUCCAGAAGCAGCCUGCGGACGCCAUCCGCGAGGCCGGCUCGCCAUCCGGCUUCUGAAGGCUCGUGCUGAAGGCGACUGGUCCAAUUUUGUCGCUGAGGAGGUGUCCCUGGCCUACCGCCGGCUCUGCCUCAGAGGGCACCCGAGCCGAGGAGGAUCGCCGCGCUCCUACCUGAAGCUGCAGGUGGCCAUGGAGCUCGUGCGGGCGUUUGCGGGGGAGGCGGGGCCCCUCGCGCGGGGCGCCGGCGACGCCGACGGCUACACGCUGAACGACCAGGCGUUGUCGCGGGAGCUGAAGCUCACGACGCAGGAGGCCGAGGAGGAGGCCACCAAAUUGCCGAAGGAGCAGCUGGAGGAGAUGAACCGCGCUCUGGACGAGUACAUCCUGAGACAGAUGUGCUUCAAGAGCGAGAUCGUUGACGAGAUCGCCCGCCUCCACGAGAACAGCGCAUACGCCCUGCUCGGCGUGUCGUCGGAUGCCACCGACACCGAGAUCAAGCGCGCAUACAGGCAGCACUGUGCUUUCCGCCCGCUCUGCCCCUGCCAU